AUGCUUGCGACAACUGAUUGCUCAGCAUAUAGCUGGGUCCGAAAACUACAAACUUCCCAAAAGAUAACUAUUAUAGGAAAUGAAAAUUUUAAUAAGUUACCGAAUGAAACGGAAAGGAUUCUUGUUGACAAAAAAGUAAUAUUAGUUUUAUUACCGAAUGAUGAAUAUAAUAAUGCGGAUGUUACCAGAUUAGAAGUUGAGCUUAAACAAAUUGAUCAUGAAAAUGUGCUGAAAGUAUUCGGUCUUACAUUCGAAAACAUGAAUUAUUAUAUCGUACGUGAAUAUGCAAAUAAUGGGAACUUGCGUGAUUUUCUCAGGAAAAAGCAUUCAUCAAAUGAUUCACUCUUGUGGAGCGAAAAGCUAACACUGGCAUAUCAGGUGGCAAAAGGUUUGAAGUUUCUUCAUGAUAUUGGAAUUGUUCACCCAGAACUGCACCCAAUGAAUAUAUUGAUGCAUAAUUUAACUCCAAAAAUAACCAAUAUCGGAAUAUCUAGAUUUCGUACUUCUAAAAGUCUUCCGUUUACUCCGUACAGUCCUCCGCAACAUUUGAGCAAAUGCAAAACAAAUGAUAAAACAAAGUCAAAUAUUUACAGCUAUGGUAUUUUAAUGUGGGAAAUAUCCAAUAAUGAAGAAUUACAAAAUAUAUCUUGUGACCUUGUAUACUAUAAUAUAAUUGAUGAUGAUGCUUCCAUGGAUAUCGGUUUACCUGUCAAUACUAGUGAAAGUGUUAUCAUUAAAGAUUGUGUUUUAGAUUUCAAUGAGCUUGAAAAUCAAAUUGGUUGUUGGUAUAACACUCUUAAAGAUAACCCUGUCAAUUGGAGACCAAUCUAUAAAGUGGACCUUGAUAAUAGCGAUUAUUAUAUUGUUUUUAAUGGAGAAAAUUCACUGACUCAGGACAAUCAGUCUAAAUUAAUCAUUGAAUUUCCAAAACCACUAAGUGAUAAUAAUUAUCAGAUUUUUGGAAAUGUUGUAAAGAGAAAUAAUUAUAAAUCUUGGAAGAGAGUUCAAGAAGUAAUCGUUACAUUUGAUCAUAUUGACCAACACAGAUGUGUUUCACACAUUCAUAAAAGUGAUAAUAUAAGACUAAAUAAAGAUACAACAAAAAUAUUGUGGUUUGUGCUUGCUAAAUCAGAAGGACACAAUGAAAAUGAUUACAAAAACAUCAAAAGUUCCUAUGGAAGGCUUGAGAUAAGUAGUAUUCCAGCUGACAUUUAUUUGAAGACUGAAGGAAUUUAUACAGAUUCUGUUCUUGUAACUUCAUUUACGACUAAGUCACAAAAUCACAUUUCACUUUACAAUAUUAACGUCAAACGUUUGUUCGGCAAUACAGUUGUAUUAAAAAUAAAAGACCUCAUUAAAAACAGUUUAGUGCAAAAUCUUCAUGAGAAAAUAAUUAUACAUUGGUGCAUGAUUGAUACAAAUGGAAAGAAUUUAGUAGAUGAUAAUAACGAAGUAUGCCCAUGGAAUUUAUAUGGAAUUACAUUUAAUGAAAAAUUAGGAAAAGUAGAAAUUACGCCAAUAUAUUAUGGACCAAGUGACUUAUCCAUAACAUUGGAAAAGGCAAUUGAACAAUAUUAUAAACAAAACAACGAUACUCGAAAGACAUUUAUUAGAUCCAAAGAUGAGAAAAAUCCUACAGCAAUAAAAUUCACUGGAUACAUUAAAGCUGCUGAAAUACGUUGUGAAGAAGUCGAAAAUAAUACUCAGGAAAUAAUAAGAUAUUAUGGAGAAUCUGCUGAUUGCGAAGAUUCAAACCGAAAAUUAACUUAUAAUACUCUUGAAGAAGUAGAAAAGUAUUUUGGGUCUUUUAUAAAUGUUCAAAAUUGGAUUAUUUUGGGUGCGCUUUUAUAUUGUGAUGAAGAUUUUAAAAAUUUUAAUGCUGAAAAUGUAAAGACGUGGUCCAUACAGAUACCUAUAAGAAAACCACUAGAAACUAAGGAGCCUAAGGAGCCACCUGGUAGAAGGGACAGGACCAAAGAAAUUGCGUCGAACAAUGAUUUUGCAUUGAAAAUCCCCUAUUCUGUCUCAUAUUUUUCGCUUAGGGAAUUUCAGGAUAACGACAAUGUUAUCCCUGAAAUCGUCCCUUCUCACUCAAUUGAUGAGAUUUUAAAUUACAAUGGUUGUAACUAUAUUCAAUCUCUGAACUCCCUAGUAGAUGAGAUAAAAAUCACCAUUUUUAGGUUUAUACAAUUUCCAAAAAAUUUGUCAUUAACAUGUAAAUGUUGGAAUAACAUUACCAAUGACUCACAGGCAAGAGCAGAAUGGAUCCUUUACCAAUUUGGAUGCGCUCAUUCGCUUUUUCAUGCGGUUCGACUUGGUCCAAGUUUUAUAACCGUUUCUGUUGUCCAAUCUAUACUCGCUAAGGGUGGUAUAUUCUCACGUUAUUUUGUACAAAGACUGUGUAUGCAUUUUGGUCGUUAUGAUAAUAAACUUAUCGAAUUUAAAAUAAAACACAUGAGUCAAGCUGAUGCGGAACGAAUUCAGCGUCUUCAACAACAAAAUAAUGUUCCUUGGGGAAGCGAUUUACCUAUUCCAGUCAAUGGACGCCUCUCCGAAUUCAUUGAACUUGGAUUUAAAUUGUCUUACAGUCUUAUCUGUGACAUUUUCCAAUUAUUUGAACAAAGAUUAGAUGAUGUUGGGGAAAUUUUACUUGCCUCAUUUAUAUCUCUCAAACAAGAUCCUCAUGAGUGCUUUUUUAAGAAUUGUGUAACAGAGGCAAUCAAGCCAGAACGAAAUCUUAAAAAAACAAACUUGUUGGACUUUUUAUAUCGUAAAAUGAAUGAAAAUCAGGAACAGCUGUUCUUAAACGCAAUGAAAUUUUAUGGAUUAGAUAAUUAUUUGAUUGAUUAUGAUAAACUUGAAACAUACGCUUCUUCCAUAAGGGUUCUUACUUUAUCUUCUACUUAUUAUCACUGGGCUCUUAUGACAUUUAAAGUCGAUUCCCCCAUAACAUCUCUUUGUUUUAACGACAUUUUACAAACAAGAAUUAGUAUUGACAUCAGACGUCAAAAUUCAAACAUGACAUUUAAUAGAACAAUCCAAUGCGAAAUUGAAAUAGCAUGCAAUGUCUAUAACAUUUAUUGCAAUGCUGGAAAUUUUUUCCUACCCAAUUAUAUGGAAUUGAUUUGUCAUGCAUCAGAGAUUGAAAUACUUGGUCCAUUAUUUGAAGGUUAUUUACCUGAAUUGUACAAUCUUCCGGUCACUUUUCCGUUCCCAUUACCAAUAGCUGAAGAUGGAGGGGCUAUUCAACCUUUACCACCAAUUGUUGAAGAUCCAAAUAAUCCUCCAAACUUCACUAAAAAAAAUGCAAAAAAGACUCAUCUGAUACAAUUAAUUCGAGAUUGGUCCGUUGAAUUUGAUAAGAUAAAUCGUGAAAUCGAAUCAAAUAGAAAUGAAUUCACUAGGAAUUUUAAAGAUUAUUUUCAA
Messenger RNA from Cetraspora pellucida, 3426 nucleotides. The record is from the annotation of a GenBank genome assembly. Lineage: Eukaryota; Fungi; Glomeromycota; Glomeromycetes; Diversisporales; Gigasporaceae.